Messenger RNA from Megalobrama amblycephala (Wuchang bream), 2292 nucleotides. RefSeq names its product MAF1 homolog, negative regulator of RNA polymerase III b (gene maf1b). Lineage: Eukaryota; Metazoa; Chordata; Actinopteri; Cypriniformes; Xenocyprididae. The record is from RefSeq and is a predicted model, not a curated record. The transcript is spliced from 8 exons. Gene Ontology annotation, cellular component: nucleus. Bases 550 to 1290 code for a protein of 246 amino acids. Gene Ontology annotation, biological process: negative regulation of transcription by RNA polymerase III. Gene Ontology annotation, molecular function: RNA polymerase III core binding.
GACUCGGACUGCUAAGAGGCGUGGCUUUGUACACUGUUUUCGGAUAAAGAGACUGUCGUUAGAUGUUUUCGAGAUUUUUACGGCCAUAAUACAAGAAUCAGAAGGCAUAAUCGUUAACGAUAGGCUACAAGUGCUAAUAUAAGCAUCGUUUGAUUAAGUCGCGUCAUUUAAAGCGACGCUUAUCUCGUUUUCAGAAGAUACAUUUGUUCUAGGUCAAAUAAGGGGAUGCUGCUGCAGUUGCUGUCUUGGAGCUCGACACAAUCGCUGAAUUUUAUGUUGCGUUUAGUCGAAAUAAGAAGCUUUACGAUAAGAGAAAACGCCUGCAGAAUAUGUCAGUCUCGACCGAGUCAUUUUCAAAUAUACUAAAUUUGCACUGUGUAACGUAUUUUAUUGCUGCCUCGCACCGCGCGUAGACACCAGGUCAUUUUAGCUUGUAUUGUGUUUUGAGUUGGGCAAGAACUCUGUAAACGGAUCUUUCUGUGAACCGAUUCCACUGCUUUUUUUCGCCUAGAUUUUUAAAUCGGCAAGUGUCAGUGCAACAGAAAAGUUAUGAAGCUUUUAGAGAAUUCCCGUUUUGAGGCAUUGAGCUCCCAGCUGUGUGUUGAAACUGGAGACGCUCACAUCCUUGGCAGGAUCGAGAGUUACUCGUGCAAGAUGGCUGGUGAUGACAAGCACAUGUUUAAGCAGUUCUGUCAGGAGGGGGAGCCACACGUACUGGAAGCUCUGUCCCCCCCUCAGUCCAGCAGCGCUCCGAGCCCUAACCUAUUGGGGAAGAGUGGGGAGGAUGGAGAGAACCCUCUAAGUGAUAAGUGUUGCAGGAAGACUUUGUUCUACCUUAUCACCACCCUAAACGAGUCGUUCCGGCCUGAUUAUGACUUCAGUGCCGCCCGUGCCCACGAGUUCAGCCGAGAGCCCAGCGCUAACUGGGUGGCUGACUCUGUUAACAGCAGCCUUUAUUCUGCUGUAGGGGAGCAGUUUAACACUUUAGGCCCAGAACUGUGGAAUGCCAUUGACCAAGAGAUAAACCUGCAGAGCUGUGACAUCUAUAGCUACAACCCAGACCUUGACUCUGACCCCUUCGGUGAGGAAGGCAGCCUGUGGUCCUUCAACUACCUCUUUUACAACAAGAAACUUAAACGCAUUGUAUUCUUCACUUGCCGCUCAGUCAGUGUCCUUAGUAGUUACGGUUGCAGUGGCCUUGACAAUGAGUUGGACAUGGAGCUGGAUGAUGACGAAGAGGAAGUGGACAGCUUCAUGGAAGACAGGAUUCCCAGAGCUCUGUGUGUCUAAAGCUUCCUCAGGGAUGACAACAUGAGCUUCAGCCAAAGGGCCUCGCCGAUAACUUUGCACCUACUUUCUUCUUAUUUUUUCAAGGAAAAAAAAACAUUCAAACUUUUAUUUUCUGGGGAUUUUCUUAAAUGCGUGUGCUUAAUUCUUACUUGUUCAUUAUGGUCUGAGGAGGGGAAAUAUAUGAGAGGAAUUUAUACCUCCCUCCCAUUUGCCUCUAAAGAAGAUCACAGACUGUGGGCUGAGAAGAGUCCCAAGAGAGCUGCUUAGACAAGGUUUGACAUGGACUCAUUUAGGCAGAGACAGUAAAAACCAGUGGAAACUAGCUCUCCCAGAAACGAAAGUCACAUUCAAACACCAGCAUUUUGACAGCAGAAAUGGGAUGUGACAGUCUCACACUUUGGACUAUAAAGACUGCACGAGCACCAUUUCUACCCCUUCCGUUUUAUUGGUUCUCCUACUGUUUUCAUAACUUGCUGACGGGGGGCUUAACUGUAAGUUCUGAAGCAACUAACCGGUACUUCUCCCCUCUGUGUGUUUCCUGGGAAUUAAACCCAUGACCCUGGCAUUGUUAGCACCAUGCUGUAGCAAAUAUACAAGGCUAAAUUUAAAAGGGUUUUUUUUGUGUUUUAUUUUUUGUAAAGCUUAAUUAUCUGAAAUUCAUCUAUUUUAGUAUACAUUGACUGCACUGAUUAUCUCUUCUUCUUUUUUUUUUCUUUUUUUUUUUAUUAAAUGUAUGCAGGCUGCCAUUGUUUUUUGACACUCUAAUGUUGGCUUUGCUAUGAAAACUGUUAUUACUUUUGUGUAGUUGAAAGGUAAACAUACAAACCAAUUACUGUUUAAUUGUUUUGAACCUUGUUCAUUUUUCAUAACAAUGUGAAAUUUCAAAAUAACAGUGCUGACAUGGUAAGACAAAUGUGAAUGGAGUCAAUCUCUUGUAGCCAUAGGAUUUAGAUUUUAAGAAUGAUUGAGCAUCUGUGACAAUAAAACUAUAGUUGUUUUAUA